AGACCGGAGUCAAUUCACCAUGUGAGCGCCAUCGCCACAUGCAUGACACGAACACGACUCCGGCCCUUUGGUCCCUGCACCGGCCAUGGCCCCCCUCCCCUCCAGGUUUCACCUGGUAUUACACGUCUAUGGCACGCACGGUGGUCGCUAUAUCUUACCAAGAAUCGCAGCCGUCUUUUGAUCCCCAGCCGUUCCGACUCCCGCAUCACUCUGCUGCACUAA
Bipolaris zeicola 26-R-13 is the source of this 222-nucleotide messenger RNA. RefSeq lists its product as uncharacterized. The annotation marks the transcript as partial. The record is from RefSeq and is a predicted model, not a curated record. NCBI's taxonomy places the organism in Eukaryota, Fungi, Ascomycota, Dothideomycetes, Pleosporales, Pleosporaceae. The transcript has a single exon.